Messenger RNA from Daucus carota subsp. sativus, 2158 nucleotides. RefSeq names its product protein indeterminate-domain 5, chloroplastic. Lineage: Eukaryota; Viridiplantae; Streptophyta; Magnoliopsida; Apiales; Apiaceae. The coding region runs from base 371 to 2035 and encodes 554 amino acids. The transcript has 3 exons. Gene Ontology annotation, cellular component: nucleus. The record is from RefSeq and is a predicted model, not a curated record. Gene Ontology annotation, molecular function: DNA-binding transcription factor activity.
CAAGUGGAUGGACUGUUUUCUUCCAACUCCUCUUCAUCAAUUAUCUCCAAAUUUUAGUUGUCCCUUAAAUCAAUAUACUUUCAUCUUGGUUUCUUCUUGGCUUAUAAAUAACAAAUCUCCAAUCAGAGCUAGCUAGCUAGCUGGAUAGUAUCUCAUAUUUUGUUGUAGAUAAAGAUACUAGUAUCUCAACUCAGUGAAUUGAAGAAGGCUUUGGUUGAAUUCUUCUACUAAGUUUUUGAGUGCAGAAAAGUAAAAAGCUAGCUUGCCUUCUUUUGGUCAAUUAUUGGUUGCAGAAUCAAGCCAUCAGUUUGAUUUCAGUACAAUAAGCCAAAUCCUCAAAAGCCAGCAUACAUAUAUAUAGUAAAUCCUGAUGAACAUGGAAGCAUCUAAUUCAUCGAAUUCGAUGUUCUUCGGAGCAAGAGGGGAAGAUCAAGGCCAGAUGACACAACAACAUUCCACCAUGUUUAAUUCCUCAACAGCUCCAGCAGCAGCAGCAGCAGCAGCAGCUCCACAGAAGAAGAAGAGAAAUCUUCCUGGAACUCCAAAUCCAGAUGCUGAAGUAAUUGCACUAUCUCCCAAGUCACUAAUGGCAACAAACAGGUUCAUAUGUGAGGUAUGCAACAAAGGGUUUCAAAGAGAACAAAACUUGCAACUUCACAGAAGAGGACACAACCUUCCUUGGAAGCUAAAAAAGAAGACUACAAACGAAGUGAUCAAGAGGAAAGUUUAUCUUUGUCCCGAGCCCACUUGUAUUCAUCAUGAUCCUUCUCGUGCACUUGGAGACCUCACUGGUAUUAAGAAACACUAUUCUCGUAAACAUGGUGAGAAGAAAUACAAGUGUGACAAAUGCUCUAAGCGCUAUGCUGUUCAGUCGGAUUGGAAAGCUCAUUCCAAAACAUGUGGCACUAGAGAAUACAGAUGUGACUGUGGCACUCUCUUCUCCAGGCGUGACAGUUUCAUCACACACCGAGCCUUCUGCGAUGCACUGGCUCAAGAAAGUGAAAGGCAUCCUUCUAGCAUCAGUAGCCAUAUAUUUGGAAACAAUCCCAUGCAUUUGAAUCUCUCUCAAGCGCAGAUUCAUUCAAACAAUAUGUUAAGGCUAGGAAGUGGUACUAGUACUAGUGGAGCCAAGUUGGAGCAGCUUUCAAGUUCUUCGUCAUUAUUCACUACUCAACCUCCACAAUCUCCCUACUUCAUGCCACCACCUGACUCAAACCAAGGGUUUCAAGAACUCCAGAACAAGUCAUUUCACGGGUUAAUGCAACUACCUGAUCAUUUACAAACUAACAGGAGCAACUCCCUUUCUGCAGCCUCAAACUUGUUCAAUCUUAGCUUCUAUCCGAGUAGUAAUACUACAAACAGUAUUAGCAACAGUACUGAUAAUAGUUCAAGCUUCUUGAUACAAGAUCAUCAGUUUGGAAAUGAAGGAAACACAAGUAUCUUUUCAGGUAAUAACACUAUCUACAACACUUCUCAUGAUCAUCAAAGUCCAGCAUUGGGGCCUAUGUCGGCAACUGCAUUGCUACAGAAAGCUGCUCAAAUGGGCUCAACAACAAGCAACACAAAUGCUGCUUUGCUAAGAGGACUUGGAAGCAGCAACAGGACCUCAUCCAUAACUGAUGCUAAUAAGUUUGGACGAAGUAAUUUUAAUACCGAAAAUGAACACCAACAACUUGAAGGACUAACGAACCCUUUUGCAAAUGGAAAUUAUGGAAGUCAUGGGGCUGAUCAUCAUCAACAUAAUAAUAAUUUUGCAGCGUUUGGUGGGAAUACUAUGAGAUCGCAAAUGGAUGAUGUUGGAGCUGCAGGGAAGAUGCAUCAUAAUGUUUUACAAAGCACGAAAGGGCCUUCAGGUGAUGGAUUGACACUGGAUUUCCUCGGCAUUGGAGGAGGGAGAGCUAGAAAUUCGAGUAUUGAAUUCUCACAGAGGGAUCACCAAGCUGCUACAAAUAAUGAAACGACUUCCUUAGAUAAUCCAAGAUUGAGCUCUUUGUCACAAGUAAGGCAUUCAUUUGGAAAUCCCAAAUUGCAAUGAGGACAUGUAUGAUGUAUGUUGUGAGGAAGAUCAAAGUAUUAUGUAUUAAGAUGAUGAUUACACAAUAUUAUUGCCACAAAGACCUAAUUCUUUGACAUAUGAUUUAUUUUGCAAUUUGAAAAA